UUCUCUCUUUUUCGUAACCUAUGUGUGUGUAAAUGCACACACUAAAAACAGAGCAUCAAACAAAAUGGCAGCAAACAAAUUUGCAACAAUGGUACAUAACAACACAAACAAGAUCACACUUGUUUUAAUCUAUACUUUCCUUGAAUGGACACUUAUAAUUCUCCUUCUUUUCAACUCAAUCUUUUCAUAUUUCAUCAUCAAAUUUGCCCGGUUUUUCGGGCUAAAACCUCCUUGUUUAUGGUGUGUUCGUCUUGAUCGUUUGUUCGAGCCCGAAUUCAAGAAUUCACAUAGAGAUCUUCUAUGUGAGCUUCAUUCUAAAGAAGUUUCUCAAUUGGGGUUUUGUUUAAAACAUAAAAAGUUAGCAGAAUGUAAUGAUAUGUGUGAGGAUUGCUCAUUCGGGUUUGGUGAAAAGUCGAAAAAUUUAGUGGUUUCGAAGGCUAAAAAAGUUGAUUCAGAACAGAGUGAUGGUGAAGAUGAGAUAUGUUUAAAGUGUUCUUGUUGUGGUGUUGAAUUUGAAAGAAAAAGUUUUGAUGAUUCUAAAUAUUUUGUGAUUAAUCCUUCCUGGGAUUUUCUGGGCUUAUCAAAAAAUGGAAACCCGAUUAUCGAUUUAAUAGGAUCGGGUUUGGAGGAUGAUAAUCUUGGUGAACAACCAGUGGGUCAAAAACAGAGUAACGAAACAGGGGAAACAGAGGAUGAACCAAUUACUGCAGAUUUGAUUCAAUUUGAAAAAAAGGAAGAUGCAAAUUUAGAUACAUAUUCAGAAAAAGCCCAACAGGAUCUUGAAUUCUUCUUGGAUUACAGUGGAAGUCAAUUGGUCCCAAUCGAAUCAAUCGACCCAGAUACCGAAGAAUUUAUUAAAAAAUCAGUGGUUGAUGAUGAUCAAGAAUUUGGGGACUUUCAGAAAGCUCAAGUUAUGUCAGAAUCAGUUAUGGAAACAGUAAUUGAAGAAGUGGUUAAGGAGACCCAAGAAACAGUUUCUGUUCUUCAAAAUGCAGGGGAAUUGGGUUCAGUUGUUGAAAAAACAGAGGAAUUCCCAAAGUUUGUAGAGCUUGAGUCAAUGGAAUUUGAAGAAACAGAGAAUUCUCUUGUUUUUCAUGCAAAUAUAAGUGGUGUUAAAGAGGAAAAACCCAAAAUUUCUGAACCAGCCCGAAUUUCGUUGGAUAGCGAAGAAGUUCAAGAAACACAGGAGACUGAUUCAGAGGCAGAGGUUUCAAUUGGAACAGAAAUUCCGGUUUUGGAUACAAGUGAUGAGAUGAAAGCUCAAGAUAACUUCACUUUGUAUUCUUUAUCAAAUGAAGAGCCUUCAACAAGUUCUCAUGAUCUAGAUUUCAGUCUUGAAUAUGAAGCCCGGAAAGAUGAAAAAACAGGAUUUGAAGAAGCCCGAGAAGAUGAAGAAACAGGGGAAUUAACAAACUUUAAUCAAAUAGAUGAUGAUUCAAUGUUGAUGAUUGAAAGAAAGGAUUCAAUGGCAGAAGAGUCUUUUGAUGGAAGUGAAAUGGAUGGAGGAGAUCCAAUUAACACAAAUGAGAAGCUUAAAAGUGCUUUGAGAGCUGAAAGGAAGUCGUUACAAGCGUUGUAUAUCGAGUUAGAAGAGGAGAGAAAUGCAUCAGCAGUGGCUGCAAGUGAAACAAUGGCAAUGAUAAACCGACUUCAAGAAGAAAAAGCCGCGAUGCAAAUGGAGGCAUUGCAUUAUCAGCGAAUGAUGGAAGAACAAUCGGAAUAUGACCAAGAAGCUUUACAACUUUUAAAUGAUCUUAUGGUAAAGAAAGAAAAAGAAUUGGAAAUGUAUAGAAAGAAAGUGAUGGAUUAUGAGACUAAAGAAAGAAUGCGGUUUUUAUCAAGUAGUGUGAAAAGCGGAACGUGUUCAGCUUCGUGUAGCCAUUCAGAGGAUGGGGAUGGAGUAUGGGUCGAUCUGAAUCAUGACCCUAAAGAAGAAGGAAUGUCUAACGGGGCUCAUGAACGUGAACAUCACGAUACCCCGGUUGACUCUGUACUUGAUCUAGACUCGUCGUUUGUUGACUUUGAGGAUGAAAGGAUGUCGAUUCUUGAACAACUUAAGGUUUUAGAAGAGAAGCUUUUCACUUUGAGCGACGAAGAAGAUCGACAUUUUAGUGACUUAAGGCAAAUAGAAGAUUACUUUGAAGAAAAUGGGAAACAUCUAAACGGGAGUUACAAUUUUGAUAGUCAAGAAGUCAACGGUAUGACAAACGGGUUCCAAAAGGAAGCACACGAGGCAUACUAUCAAGACCGGAGAUCCAUUGGUUCGACAGGCAAAAGACUUCUUCCUCUUUUUGAAGCAGUUGACAACGAGAGCGAUGACGGUGUGAUUACUACAUCAAACGGGCAUGAAACCGGACACCAUUCUAAUAAGAUGGAAAACACGGCAAUCACAUUAUUCGAGUUACAAAAGAAGAGAAUCGACAUUGAAGAGGAAGUUGAUAACCUUUAUGUAAGGUUACAAGCUUUAGAAGCCGAUAGAGAGUUUCUAAAGCAUUGCAUUGGGUCCUUAAAGAAAGGUGACAAAGGAAUGGAUCUUCUUCAAGAAAUCUUGCAACAUCUUCGCGAUCUUAGAAAUGUGGACCUUCGAGCAAAGAAUUUCACCGAUGGAACUCUCAUUUGAUUAUGUUCAAGAUUUUUCGCGGUAAUUAUUUUGUGAGAAUGGGACCUUGGCUUAAAGAAGUUGAAGAAGCGUCCAACAAUUGGAAGCGAGUGGUGGUCAUAUUGAGAACGCUAAGCUGCCAAACUUUUGUUCUUUUCUUGGUUUGAUUUUUUUCCUUUUCAUAUUUUUUCUCUUCUUGUCAAAGUAACAUACUUUUAAAGCUAUGGCAGAUGAAUUCAGAAUAAUACACACUUAUGACUACAACAAGUAAAUGUUACUAAAGCCUUAUUAUUCUGAAUUUAAUCAUUCUGUUAUAUUUUUAAAAAAAUAUUUUCAAUACCCCAUUUUUUCAUGUGGGUUAGGUAUAAUUUCAUCUCAACUUUUUGAUGGGGAAAGUUGGAUGAUAAAUUCUUGUGUUUGUCUAUUUGUAGAGAGUUAGGUGUAGGGUUUAUUUCAAGUGAUUUUUUUGAUAGUUUUCAUGAAUUUGUUUUGGAGUACCGAGAAAGGGAAGGGGGCCUAUUCUUGAUCACUUCAAGUGUACUUUGUAAGUAUGUAAAAUGAGUAUUUUUGUUUAGAGUUAAUCAAACAUUAUAUGUGUGUAAUAAUUUAUCUUAUUUAUUUAUUUUUUAUGUUUA
Molecule: messenger RNA, 3234 nt
Organism: Erigeron canadensis
Lineage: Eukaryota; Viridiplantae; Streptophyta; Magnoliopsida; Asterales; Asteraceae
Product: myosin-binding protein 2
Exons: 4
Coding region: 65-2620 (851 amino acids)
Molecular function (GO): myosin binding
Source: RefSeq, a predicted model, not a curated record